AUGUCGAAGCAGCUUCCGGCCGGUCUCAAAGAGUCUCUGGAGAACUCCAAAGCUGAGUAUCGCCAGCUUGGAAAGUCGGGCCUCCGUGUCUCUGUGCCUAUCUUCGGAUGUAUGAGCUUCGGCGACAAGAGGACUCUUCCGUGGGUCAUCGGCGAGGACGAGGCUCUCCCUCUGCUCAAGGCGGCCUACGACCGCGGCCUCAACACGUGGGACACGGCCAACGUCUACAGCAACGGCGCCUCGGAGGUCAUUGUAGGCAAGGCUAUCAAGAAGUACAACAUUCCCCGCCACAAGGUCGUCAUCCUGACCAAGGCCCACUGGGCCGUUGGAGAGGAGCCCGGUAGGUCACCAGUCUGCUGUGAAGUGCGAGUGACCCUGUCUGACCAAGCACCAGAGGCCCGUCACUUUGUCAACCGCGCCGAGUUUGAGGCCUCGAAAGACUACCAGAACAAUUUCGGCCUCUCGCGCACCGCCCUCUUCAACCAAGUCGAGGCGUCCCUGCAACGCCUCGACACGGCCUACAUCGAUCUCCUCCAGAUCCACCGCUUCGAUGCGCGCACGCCGCUCGAGGAGACGAUGAAGGCGCUCCACGACCUCGUGCAGUCGGGCAAGGUGCGCUACAUCGGCGCCAGCAGCAUGUGGGCGACGCAGUUUGCGCGGCUGCAGUUCGUCGCCGAGAAGAACGGCUGGACGCCCUUUGUCAGCAUGCAGAACCAGUACAACCUGCUGUACCGCGAGGAGGAGCGCGAGAUGAACCGGUUCUGCAACGACACGGGCGUCGGGCUCAUCCCGUGGGCGCCGCUGUGCCGCGGCCACCUGGCGCGCAGGCCCGAGGACUUUGGCAGCACGGACCGGAGCCGGGCCGAGAAGGCGGGCCAGACGGGCGGCAGCGGCACGUCGGAGCGGGACCGCGAGAUCGUCGGCCGCGUCGUCGAGCUGGCGGAUAAGCACGGCUGGGCCAUUGCGCAUGUCGCGCUCGCGUGGAUCAACCGCCGCGUGGCGAGCCCCAUCAUCGGCUUCAGCAGCGUCGAGAGGCUGGACCAGGCGCUGUCGGUGCGGGGCAAGAGUCUGUCCGAGGAGGAGGAGAAGUACCUCGAGGAGCUGUACCAGCCCAAGGCCAUCUCUGGGCAUGCAUGA
Verticillium nonalfalfae is the source of this 1137-nucleotide messenger RNA. RefSeq lists its product as uncharacterized. The record is from RefSeq and is a predicted model, not a curated record. Lineage: Eukaryota; Fungi; Ascomycota; Sordariomycetes; Glomerellales; Plectosphaerellaceae. The coding region runs from base 1 to 1137 and encodes 378 amino acids. The transcript has a single exon.